AUGCCGUCCACUACCCACCCCGAGUUCAACGAGAAGACCGAGGGCCUUGAGGUCGCCAGCACGUUUGCGGAUGGCAUCCGUGGCAAGACUGUUCUGGUGACGGGCGUGAACCGCGGCGGUAUUGGGUUCACUACUGCGCAGGCUUUCGCCUCCCAAUCACCCGCUCAUCUCAUCAUAGCAGGCCGCAGCACCACCAAGCUCGAGGAGUGCAUCAACGCGCUCAAGGCCUCAUACCCAGGGGUGGACUACCGACCCCUGACCGUCGACCUCUCAUCCCAAAAGUCCGUCCGCGCCGCCGCCGCCGCCCUGCUCUCCUGGCCCGACGUCCCGGUCGUUGACAUCGUCGUCAACAGCGCAGGCGUCAUGGGGAUCCCCGAGCGCACGCUCAGCGAGGACGGCAUCGAGCUGCACUUCGCCACGAACCACAUUGGGCACUUCCUGCUGACCUGCCUCAUCACGCCCAAACUGAUCGCCGCGGCCUCCGCGCCGGGCGUGCCCCGGGGCGCCGUGCGCGUCGUCAACGUCACGUCCGCGUCGCCCACCGCCGCCAAGAUGCGCUGGAGCGAUAUCAAUUUCGACAGGGUGAACAAGGAGCUGCCGGCGGCCGAGCAGCCGAACUACGCCUGGGUCGAGGCGUGGGGGUACGACGACGUGGCGAAUAAGAAGUACGUCGGGCUCGAGGGCUACAACCAGAGCAAGGUGGCCAACGUGCUGUUCGGGAUCGCACUCACGAAGCGCCUGUUCGACCAGCACGGCAUACUGAGUUUGGCCGUGCAUCCGGGCGUCAUAGGCACGGAGCUGGGGCGCAAUUUCCCGCCGGAGAAUCUGGCGCGCAUCGAGGCUAUGUUGGAGCAGGGCGUGUUCACGUACAAGAGAUUGGGGGCCGGGGCGUCGACGAGUCUGGUGGCGGCGCUGGACCCGCGGUUGAGCGAGGGCGUCGGGGAGGAGAGGGGGGGCAAGGAGAAUUGGGGCGCGUAUAUGAUGGAUUGUCAGAUCACGGAUAAGGCGCAGCCGCUGGCGGUGUCGAGUACCGAGGCGGAGAGGCUGUGGGCGCUGUCGGAGGAGCUGGUGAAGGAGAAGUUUGAGUGGUGA
Messenger RNA from Anthostomella pinea, 1092 nucleotides. Lineage: Eukaryota; Fungi; Ascomycota; Sordariomycetes; Xylariales; Xylariaceae. The record is from the annotation of a GenBank genome assembly.